AGUCGGCGUUUACUCCAACCACAAAUGUCAUACACACACUCACACUGUCUUUGCCAUAAUUCGCCGUACAAACAGUCUACAAAUGAAAUGAUGUUUUCGUGUUGAUUUUCGAAUGCGAAAUGUGUUGUGGAUUCAAUUGAUUUUUAUCUAUCUAAUCUACCUAUGAAUUGAAUAAAUAAAGUGAGCAACGGAAAGUCAAAGCAGUUCGAAGGGAUUGCAAAUUAGUUGAAAGAAAAUAAAAAUGGAAACAAUACUGGAGCAACAGCGACGGUACCAUGAGGAACGUGAGAGACUUGUCAAGCUGAUGGUUGAUGAAUAUGCCACGAAAAAAGCAUCGGAACGGGAACGGAUACUCUCCGAGCACCGUCUAAAGUCGCUAUUGGAAAUGUAUGUUGGCGCAACGACAUCAUUGCGUGAACUGUAUGAGGACAAGGAUGGUGAACGAAAAACUGAAGUGGCCGCGCUGUCGGGUCCGAAUGAAUUUAGUGAAUUUUAUUCGCGUCUGAAGCAAAUCAAAGAUUUCUACAAGAAGCAUCCGAAUGAGGUCAGUGUUCCGCUGCAGGUUGAAUUCGAUGAAUUGUCAAAAGUGUACACGGGAACAUCGGCCGAUGUGGAUUGUGCAUCGCUACUGGUGGAAUUCAGUGAUGAAGAAGGUUUUGGUCGUUAUCUCGAUCUACACGAAUGCUACAACAUGUUUUUGAACUUGCGCAACGUCGAAAAAUCUGAUUAUAUUACCUAUUUAAUGACAUUCGAUCAUGUGUUUGACAUACCAAAAGAGCGCAAAAACAUGGAAUACAAACGAUACAUCGAGACACUAAUAAAUUACUUGCAUAGCUUUGUGAGUAGAGUGCGGCCAUUGUUGGAUUUGGAUGCUGAAAUGGGCCAAGUCCUGAUGAAUUUCGAGCAACAAUGGCAAGUCGGCCAAUUUCCUGGUUGGCCAAAAGAACAGGAAAGUGCGAUGACACAUUCGGGUGCACAUUUGGAUUUAUCCGCCUUUUCCAGUCCCGAAGAGUUAGCUUCGCUUGGUUUGGAUCGUUUGAAGUCUGCCUUGAUGGCAUUGGGCAUUAAAUGCGGUGGCACAUUGGAAGAACGUGCACAGCGUCUAUUUUCAACGAAGGGCAAACGAAAUAUUGACGCAUCGCUGAUGGCAAAGAAAAAUGCCGGCCGACAAAAUACUCGAGAUGCAGCACGUAAUUAUGAAAUAGCCACUCUUGAAGCGCAACUAUAUCGUUACGCUGAAUUGGUAUCGGAACACCGAAGUGCGACCAAAGAGAAUGUGCAACGCAAACAGGCGCGUACCGAUGGUGAGCGCGAAGACAGUGAUGCCGAGGCAAGCGAAUCAGAAGUUGAAGAUGACGAUGCCGAUGAUGUCCCAUACAAUCCGAAAAAUUUGCCAUUGGGCUGGGAUGGUAAACCAAUUCCAUAUUGGUUGUACAAACUGCACGGUUUGAACAUUAGCUACAAUUGUGAAAUUUGUGGCAAUUACACGUAUAAAGGACCAAAAGCGUUUCAGCGACAUUUUGCCGAAUGGCGACAUGCUCACGGUAUGCGUUGUCUUGGCAUUCCAAAUACCGCUCACUUUGCCAAUGUCACACAAAUCGAAGAUGCAAUCACACUGUGGGAGAAGUUGAAGACACAAAAACAAGGCGAACGAUGGAUACCGGAACAGGAAGAAGAAUUCGAAGAUUCACAGGGCAACGUAGUGAAUAAGAAAACGUUUGAAGAUCUUAAACGACAAGGAUUACUCUAAACAACCUGCAACCACAGCGAUGCUCGUAAUAAUAUCAUUAAAUGGAUCAACAUUUGAAAUCAAUCAGCUGAAAUGGAUUUUUUUUUUAGUUUUGUUUCUUUUUAAAUUGAACCAUCCAAUUCCCUUUUCGAGCUAAUGAUUUAUUCUGACCAA
This is a messenger RNA of Sitodiplosis mosellana (orange wheat blossom midge), 1903 nucleotides long. It is a transcript of the gene noi, whose product is annotated as splicing factor 3A subunit 3. The transcript has 3 exons. The coding region runs from base 242 to 1750 and encodes 502 amino acids. Gene Ontology annotation, cellular component: nucleus; spliceosomal complex. NCBI's taxonomy places the organism in Eukaryota, Metazoa, Arthropoda, Insecta, Diptera, Cecidomyiidae. Gene Ontology annotation, molecular function: zinc ion binding; RNA binding. The record is from RefSeq and is a predicted model, not a curated record. Gene Ontology annotation, biological process: mRNA splicing, via spliceosome.